AGAACAAGGCUUCCCCUCACAAGCCCCUCGAUUGAUUUUCCUCCUCCCAAAAAUCAGACAUUGGAUGCCCUUGGCAGCGAAAGCACACGAGGGCACCUCUUUAAAUACCUUGACUGCCUUAGGGAUGGUACAGUGAAUGCCGUACUCCGUACCGCCGGUGAUAGUGGACACUGCUUUGACCUCUUCUCCACCCGCACCAACCCGAAACCCCAUUUAUUAGUGUGCCAGUGGCAGCCGAUAACACGUAGUUGGGCCGCCCCGCGGGUUCCAUAGAUCUGGAGCCGCGGCCGCAAUGGCGCAGGCCUACGACGACGAGGAACUGUCCAUCUCGCUCUCCCCAUCACAGAUCCGGCGCAACAGGCGAUCAGGCGACGGAACCUCGACGCCUUUGCCUUCUCACCAUCACCAGGACGCAACCAGGAUGGCUUCGCCCGCCGGUACGAGUGGCUCGCUGCCACUGCGCGACAAGAUGCGCAACGAGCAGCGCAUCGGCGCCUACAAUGUCGUCAAGACGCUUGGCGAGGGCAGCUUCGGCAAGGUCAAGCUGGCCGUGCAUCGAGGCACCGGCCAGCAGGUGGCCCUCAAGAUCAUCUCGCGCAAGACGUUGAUUAGCCGCGACAUGCAGGGCCGUGUCGAGCGCGAGAUUGAGUAUCUGCAGCUGCUUCGCCAUCCGCAUAUCAUCAAGCUAUACACCGUUAUCAAGACGCCAACCGAAAUCAUCAUGGUGCUCGAGUAUGCCGGGGGCGAACUGUUCGACUACAUCGUCCAGCACGGCAAGAUGCACGAGGAUGAAGCCCGACGCUUCUUCCAGCAGAUGCUGUGCGCCGUCGAGUACUGUCACCGACACAAGAUUGUCCACCGCGAUCUGAAGCCCGAGAACCUCCUGCUCGACGACAAUCUCAACGUCAAGAUUGCCGACUUUGGCCUGAGCAACAUCAUGACCGACGGCAACUUCCUCAAGACCAGCUGUGGUUCCCCAAACUACGCUGCCCCCGAAGUUAUUGGCGGCAAGCUGUAUGCCGGCCCGGAGGUGGAUGUGUGGAGUUGCGGCGUUAUUCUCUACGUUUUGCUCGUCGGCCGCCUGCCCUUUGACCACGAGCACAUCCCUACCCUUUUCGCCAAGAUUGCGCGCGGGAGCUACAUGGUGCCGACCUGGAUGAGCCCCGGCGCCGCGGCCCUCAUUAAGAAGAUGCUCGUCGUUAAUCCCGUCCAGCGUGCUACCAUCGAGGAGAUCCGCCAGGACCCCUGGUUCCUCAAGGACCUGCCCACGUACCUUCACCCGCCCGUUGAAGAGUUCCUCAACACGGGUGUCGAUCCGAACAAGGCCAUCAAAGUUAGUGACAUCGCGCCACAUGCGCCCCCGCAGGAGCAAGAGAAACUUCAUAACGAAGUCACCGAGAAGAUCAGCAGGACAAUGGGUUACGGGAAGCGGGACGUAGAAGAGGCCUUGGAGGCUGACGAGCCGUCGGUUAUCAAAGACGCCUACAUGAUUGUGCGGGAGAACAAGCUCACCGAGAGCACCCGUAAGACUUACACUCCUUUUUGCCAGUGCAAUAGUGCUAAUACUGUGCCAGAACUGGCAGGUCUUGCAACUGAUGAUGCGACUCCGAGUCCCGCGUGGGAUACAACCGCAUCAUGUGCCCGGUCUAUAACGUCAAGCAGCACGGGGGCAUCGGCGAGGCCAUAUGUCAGCAAAGUCGGCAUCCUUCCUAGCAGUCUGCCGGCCUACCACAAGGUCUUCAUGGAGCGUGAGAAGGCCAAAGCCGAAGGUGUUGAGGUGCCGGAUGCGGCGCUUAACAUGCCGCCGGAACCGGCCACUCAACCGCGGAGCCAGGCCGAACAAGAGGAAACGCUGCGGCGUCUCAAGCCGCAUUCACGCAGCUUUGUCCGCCUGGACGAUGCCGGCCGCCCCCAGGGACUCACUCCCGUCAACCCGCCAAAGAAAAGUAAGCCUAUCAAGUGGCAGUUCGGGAUAAGGUCUAGGAACGCCCCCUGGGAAGCGCUGGUCUGCAUCUACAAGGCACUGUCCAAGCUGGGAGCGUCAUGGCUGAUAGACGAGGGCUACGACUCGGCCCGCGAGGACGACGACGAUGACGGCUACGAACGUGCUCGGCGCGCACACUCGCGCCAGCAGAGCUCCUCGUCCAGUAUCGAUCCGAGAGAGCUCUACAAGCUCCCCGCCGACCCCUGGCACAUCAGGAUUCGCUGGACCACUGACAAGCUCCAAAAACACAUUGUUGGCCCUCGUGUGGGCGACGCCACGAACCCGUUUGUGGCGCGAGAUGCGGUGGGCGGCUGGUGGCAGGUGCUUGCCAUGCGCAUGGACAUACAGAUCUACGAGAUGGAGCAUUCCGUCUACCUGGUCGAUUUCAAGGUGGACGGGUACGAGACGCCCGACGGGAAGCUCCUCGAAGACAAGGAGGUGACCAGUCCGUUCCCGUUCCUCGACAUGGCUGCGAAGCUUAUCAUGCAGUUGGCCGACGCGGAUUGACAGCGGUUCUAGUUGACCUGUCUGUCCUUCUUCGUGUUUGGGUUUUCUGUUUUGCUUUCUCCCCUAUGAUUUCUUCUAUCCUCUUUUGGCGUUCAGGCAGGUGCCAAAGUCAUGUUGAGAGUCCAGCGACUGCUACAUUUUUACC
Molecule: messenger RNA, 2636 nt
Organism: Canariomyces notabilis
Lineage: Eukaryota; Fungi; Ascomycota; Sordariomycetes; Sordariales; Chaetomiaceae
Product: Pkinase-domain-containing protein
Exons: 3
Coding region: 293-2491 (732 amino acids)
Biological process (GO): protein phosphorylation; intracellular signal transduction
Cellular component (GO): cytoplasm
Molecular function (GO): ATP binding; protein serine/threonine kinase activity
Source: RefSeq, a predicted model, not a curated record